Saccostrea cuccullata (small rock oyster) is the source of this 2115-nucleotide messenger RNA. Its product is annotated as flavin-containing monooxygenase 5-like. The transcript is spliced from 9 exons. Gene Ontology annotation, molecular function: N,N-dimethylaniline monooxygenase activity; NADP binding; flavin adenine dinucleotide binding. Lineage: Eukaryota; Metazoa; Mollusca; Bivalvia; Ostreida; Ostreidae. The record is from RefSeq and is a predicted model, not a curated record. Bases 153 to 1769 code for a protein of 538 amino acids.
UAUUAUUUAAAUACGUGUUUAAAUGUUGAAUUAGCCAUCGUCCUGCAAUUUUUCUGUACAAUUUCCCCUUGUUGGAAGCUGGCCGAAACUUCAUUUAAGAAUUAUUUCAGCUGUUCUCAACUUAGCUGUUUGGUUUUAGCCGUUUUGACGUAAUGACGAAAAAGGUUGCAGUAAUAGGUUCUGGUGCCAGCGGACUGACUGCCAUCAAAUGUUGUUUGGACGAGGGGCUACAUCCAGUUUGUUUUGAGCGAACAGACCACAUAGGUGGUCUGUGGUACUACACAGACGACGCCAGAGAUGGCCAGGCUUGUGUGAUGAAAUCCACCAUCAUCAACACCAGUAAGGAGAUGAUGACCUACAGUGACUUCCCCAUUCCCAAGGAAUACCCCAUCUACAUGCAUAACAAAUACGUCCUCAAGUACUUCAACAUGUACGCCGACAAAUUUGACCUUAAGAAAUACAUAACGUUCAAAACAGAGGUGACAUCAGUAAGUAGGGGUUCAGACUUUAACACAACUGGUCAGUGGAACGUUACAACAAAAGAUUUAACGACGGGAGAAACCAAAGAUCACGUGUUUGAUGCCGUCAUGGUGUGCACUGGUCAUCAUGCUGACAAAAAUAUUCCAGACUUUCCUGGUUUAAAAGAUUUUGAGGGCAAGGUGAUUCACAGUCAUGAUUACAAACACACAAAAGGAUAUGAAGACAAGAGAAUCGUUCUCAUCGGCAUCGGAAACUCCGGAGUGGACGCUGCCGUGGAAUUAAGUCGUGUAGCAAGCCAGUUAUAUCUGAGCACAAGAAGAGGAUCCUGGAUCUUUAAUCGAGUGGCGGAUCACGGACUCCCAGGAGAUUUUGUGGCUUUUAGAAGAUCUCUAAGAGCUUUCGGAGUUUUGAUGAGUUAUUUUGGUACAGACGUGAACGAUGUAAUAGCGAACAGACUGAAUGAACGAUUUGACCACGCUAAGUUCUCUCUGCAGCCAAAUCACCCUCCAUUAGCCCAGCAUCCGACCGUACACGAUGAACUCCCUAACAGAAUUAUAAGCGGCUCCAUUAUCAUCAAACCCAACGUCAAGAAAUUCACUAAAACGGGCGUGGAAUUCGAGGAUGGGACAUUUGAAGAUAAUAUUGAUGUUGUGUUUUUAGCAACAGGAUACAUAUUUGGGUUUCCAUUCCUAGACAAGUCCGUAGUAGAAGUCAAAAAUAACAAAGUUGACCUGUACAAGUACAUGUUUCCCCCUGACCUGGAGAAGCCCACAUUGGCCUGUAUUGGAUUCAUACAGCCGCUAGGAGCAAUAAUGCCCAUUUCUGAACAGCAAUGUAGGCUCUUCACCAGAGUCGUCAAGGGAGACGUUGUUCUGCCAAGCAGAGAAGAGAUGUGGAAUAACAUCCGAAUGAAACACGAUGCCAUGCAAAAACAAUUUGUUCAUAGCCCACGGCACACUAUUCAAGUAGAUUACAUAAACUUCAUGGACGAAUUGUCAAAGCUAAAUGGAAAUUACCCCUAUUUAGGAAAACUAAUGCUGACUGAUCCCAAGCUAGCAGCAAUGGUAUUCUUUGGUCCAGUGACGCCUUAUCAGUACAGAGUUAUGGGACCUGGGAAAUGGGACGGCGCUCGACAGGCUAUACUCACUCAGAUGAAGAGAAAUGAUUACCCGCUCGCCACAAGACCUCUCGGCUUCUCUGAAACAAAAAGUCAAAAGAGCAGUAUCUGGAAAUUAUGUCUUAUCAUUUUAGUCAUAGCACUGGUGGCUAAUUACUUACUGCGGUCGUGAGCUUUUUUAUUCCAUUAAAAUUGUAUUUUUGAUUAAAAAUAAAUGAAUAUACAUGUAUAUGAUAGACAUUUUUAUCCCAUACUCCUGAAAUCUUAAAGAUAUGUCAUAAAUCAUUUUUAAAUAUAAUGCUUUUUUGAAAGUUCUGUUUUUCUGUGAUUAGAUAACUCUCUCUCUCUCUCUCUCUCUCUCUCUCUCUCUCUCUCUCUCUCUCUCUCUCUCUCUCUCUCUCUCUCUCUCUCUCUCUCAUAUAUUGAGUACUUUCAAAUAUUGUGUAUAUUUUAAAUUUUGUUUACUUGAAAUAUUGCUGUAAAUAUUUAUUGGCUUGUAUAAUAAACAUAAUUUCAUC